Carlito syrichta (Philippine tarsier) is the source of this 2287-nucleotide messenger RNA. RefSeq names its product dopamine receptor D5 (gene DRD5). The coding region runs from base 1 to 1623 and encodes 540 amino acids. Gene Ontology annotation, molecular function: G protein-coupled receptor activity; dopamine neurotransmitter receptor activity. Gene Ontology annotation, cellular component: plasma membrane. Lineage: Eukaryota; Metazoa; Chordata; Mammalia; Primates; Tarsiidae. The transcript is spliced from 3 exons. The record is from RefSeq and is a predicted model, not a curated record. Gene Ontology annotation, biological process: adenylate cyclase-activating adrenergic receptor signaling pathway.
AUGUCACCUGGACAGGGAUGUCAGCGCGCGGCAGCGCUCGCCGGGCACCCGCGGCUCCUGGUCCCCGCCCCCUCGGUGGCGACUCACUCUUCCCUUCUUCGGCUCCGAAUCAGACGCGGCCGCCGCCAUCCGGCGAGCUGCCGGUUCCUAGGAGCAGCCACCAGUCUCCCUGUCCCCAGCGCCGGGACUGGAGGGGCGCACAGCGGCCAUCGACCUGGAGGCGCUCGAGGAGGCAUGAACAGUCCGAGCGCGGUUCUGGGUCCUGAGCAGCGCACGUCGGCGGGGGCGGCGCCGCUGGGGCCUGCGCAGGUGGUCACCGCCGGCCUGCUGACCCUGCUCAUCAUCUGGACACUGCUGGGCAACGUGCUGGUGUGUGCGGCCAUCGUGCGCAGCCGCCCCCUGCGCACCAAGAUGACCAAUGUCUUCAUCGUGUCUCUGGCCGUGUCCGACCUCUUCGUGGCGCUGCUGGUCAUGCCUUGGAAGGCGGUCGCGGAGGUGGUCGGCUACUGGCCCUUUGGGGCGUUCUGCGACGUCUGGGUGGCCUUCGACAUCAUGUGCUCCACCGCCUCGAUCCUGAACCUGUGCGUCAUCAGCGUGGACCGCCACUGGGCCAUCUCCAGGCCCUUCCGCUACGAGCGCAAGAUGACCCAGCGCGUCGCCUUGGUCAUGGUCGGCCUGGCCUGGACCUUGUCCAUUCUCAUCUCCUUCAUUCCAGUCCAGCUCAACUGGCACAGGGAUAAGGCAGGUUCCUGGGGCGGGAGGGUCCUGCCGGACAGCCUGGCCAACGGGACGCCCUGGGAGGGGGCUGGGGAGCCGGCCGUGAGGGCGGAGAACUGCGAUUCCAGCCUGAACCGGGCCUACGCCAUCUCCUCGUCGCUGGUCAGCUUCUACAUCCCUGUGGCGAUCAUGAUCGUGACCUACACCCGCAUCUACCGCAUCGCGCAGGUGCAGAUCCGCAGGAUUUCCUCCCUGGAGCGGGCCGUGGAGCAUGCGCAGAGCUGCCGGGGUCGCUGGGCCUGCGCGCCAGACCCCAGCCUGCGAGCGUCCAUCAAGAAGGAGACCAAGGUCCUCAAGACCCUGUCGGUGAUCAUGGGGGUCUUUGUGUGCUGCUGGCUGCCCUUCUUCGUCCUUAACUGCACGGUCCCGUUCUGCAGCGGACACCCCGAGGGCCCCCGUUCCGGCUUCCCCUGCGUCAGCGAGACCACCUUCGACGUCUUCGUCUGGUUCGGGUGGGCCAACUCCUCCCUCAACCCCAUCAUCUAUGCCUUCAACGCCGACUUCCGGAAGGUGUUUGCCCAGCUGCUGGGAUGCGGCCCCCUCUGCUCCCGCACCCGGGUGGAGACGGUGAACAUCAGCAACGAGCUCAUCUCCUACAACCAAGACACAGUCUUCCACCAGGAAAUCGCAGCCGCCUACAUCCACAGCAUCCCCAAUGCGGUGAUGCCCCGGGAAAGGGAGGCGGGCCGCGACGAGGAAGAGGAAGGUCCUUUCGAUGGAAUGUCCCAGAUCUCUCAGACAUCUCCAGAUGGCGACCUUGCUGCCGAGUCUGUCUGGGAACUGGACUGCGAGGGGGAGAUUUCAUUAGGCAAAAUAACGUCUUUUACCCCAAAUGGAUUCCAUUAAACCACAUAAGGAAACGCCCCCAUGGAUCUACAGAACAGCACAGACAUCUACAUGCAUGCACGCACACACAGGCACACACAUGUCCAGAGCUGCUCAGCGUAUCAGGUGUUUCUGUGUCUCUGUGUAGGAACCGGUGUGCUCAGAAACCUCAUCCCACUGACUGGCAGUUGAAAGAACUGGCAGAGGCAUUUGGAAUAAUCUCAGUCAAAUAUAUCCCAGCCUAGCAGAGAUGGACCGGUGGUCCUAUUUGAAAAGAGAGAGUGAUGCUGGGUUCUUUUUUAAAAGUGAUGCUUGCUCCUUAGAAAUAUACAAUCCCCUCUUCUUAUAGACAAAAGAUGUGUCUAGUGACUUGUGUUUGAGUUGCUUUUUAGACAGCAGGUUCAGUGUGUUUGUGUGGCCAUGGGGCGGGGGCACAUAGCUUUCCUGUGUCCUGUGGCUCUGUGUAUGUGUGGUUUCUUCCUUCUGUCCGGGUGGCUGUCUUUACCAUACUUAAGGAAGUCUUCAUGAUUUGUUCUGGUGUCCAAUAAACACAGAAUAUGUGUCUCAUGGGGUGAUUAUCUUUGCUUUGCCAGAUUAGUUUUCAGAAUUGCUUCUGGAGGGACAUGGAAGAUUUUUGCUGGGUCUCGAAACAUGUUUAUUUUCUGCAUGCACGGUUUGGCCCUAA